CACCUCCGGAUCCCAGACCCCCCAGCUGCCGUCCCCGGCUGAUCUUCCUUUGCAGGAAUGAAAAAGCUAUUUUCCGCGCUCGGCUUGACUUGGUGGAAGAAGGAAGCGACGUGAAGGAAAGGACUCUUGGGCUGUUUAAAUAUUAAACGUCUCGAGUUAAGUGGCCACCUCGCCUCUGGACCUUGGACUUCAGACAUGAAGCAGACAUGAAGCAGAAAAAGGGGCUUCAGGAGACCACGGAGUCGACCAUGAAAUUUGAAUUUAACCCAAAAGAAGGGAUCGAUAAUCCCGCCUUAUCUCUGGCAGAAGAUUCUGAACCAGAAGGGACUUCCCAGAUACGUUUCUGUUUACUGAAGAAAGAAGCUGGUGACAAUCUGGGCUUCUCAUUGUGCCAAGCAGCCGGAGGGACGUGUCCCAUUGUACGGAAGGUGACACCGGGAGGGCUGGCCUACCGUAAAGGCCUUCGGGAUGGAGACCGAAUCCUUGAGGUCAACGGAGUUAAUGUUGAAGGCAUGGGAUAUCUUCGGGUGAUCUGGAAGAUCAAGAGUAGCUCAAAACAGGUCCUGCUCACCGUCCUGGAAGGGAAUGCCUACGAAGUAACCAAAGCUCUCAAUCGGGAUCUUAACCAGCUCUUGUCCAGAUACAAAAGGCCACGCCUGUGCUGCGUUCCCAAAGGCUCGAGCGGUUUGGGCUUCAGCGUGUCAGCUCCAGAAGGUGUGACCGGCGUAUUCCAGCUCUCCGUGCUGCAGGAUGGACCAGCUCAUAAAGCGGGGGUGCCACACGGUUCCUGGCUGGUGGAACUCAACGGCAUCAGCGUUAAGAACUGGACGACUGCACAACUCAACCAAAAGCUCAAACAGAGCAGCAGCCCCAUGGGGCUCCUAGUGAUGGACAGCCGGUCUGAAGAGGCGUACCGACAGUGCGGCGUUAAGGUUACGGCUGCCCUGGCUGACACCUCCUGGGUUCCGUUCCAAGUGACGAAGCUUCAGAUGACGCGAGGAGAAGACGGAUACGGGUUCUUGAUGAAAGAAGAAAAAUCCAGCUCGGGGAAGAGGGCCCAAUUUUUGAGAGACCUGGAUGCCGGGCUACCCGCUGAAAAGGCAGGGAUGAGAGAAGGCGACUGUCUGUUGGCGGUGAACGGCGAGAUUGUCGAAGAGCUUGACCAUCAGGAAGUGGUGUCGAGGAUCCGUUCCGACAGCCAGCGGGUGACUCUCUUGGUCAUCGACUCAGAAGGAAGCAAGUUCUACAACAUGGUUGGAGUAUCUCCUUUAGUCUUCUACGAUGAUGAAGACUUCCCGUCAAGCUUUCUGAUCAACCGUGGUUCUACUUCUCCAGGCAUCUUUCAGGAACAAAGCUGGCCCCCUUUGAGACCGUGUCACUGUCAGUUCUCUAGCAAUACAGCGCCACCUGGCCAACCUGACCCUACCCCAUGGACCUUCACCGGAGAGGACCAUGAUGGGUUCAGCCAGGCAUUCUAGGGACAGCGCCUUGGACUCUAUGGAAAACAAGUGAGCAGCUUUGCACACCCUUCCGGCAUGAACUCAAAUCAAACUCAUCUCCCUCAGACCAGCUUUCCCGAUCUUUUUCUGCCUUCCGGGUCAAUCUGUCUCUGCACUCGAAUGAUUUCUGCAGAACCUGGCAAGCGGGCUAAAGAUUCAGAGCGGAGGAUGGCCAGAGAUGGAUUCAGGGCCACCUUGGGGGGGAAUUCCUUUUGGAAAGAUUCAAAAAAGAUCGCUGGAAAUAAUUGCAAUUCAAGGAUAGCCCUCAUUCAUUGCAUUUUGUGGAAGAGAAGCUAGUACAGACGUCCUCUCUGGGUGUGUGACAACAUCUCUACAUGAUUCCUACCAGCAGAAUGUGGAUGAAGACCAUUGACCACUUCCUUCAAGCUCUUUUUCCCUCCGUCAAAAUAUUCCCUCUAUUGCAAGAUCUCCAUCCUUUAAAACUUUGAAAACUUGUGGAUUUCAGCUCCCAGAAUUCCUCAGCCAGCCAUGCAACUCCCAGAAUUCCCUAAGCUGGCUGGGGAAUUCUGGGAAUUGAAGUCCACAAGUCUUCAAGUUGCCAAGGUUGGAGUUCCCUGCUCUACUGGAACCAAUAAAACCAAGCACCGGGACUUCCUUUCAUCUUCUUCUGACAAUCGACCCAUAGAUUUUGCACAAAACAGACUGUGAAGGUUGGCAGAGGAUGAGCAAGGGGCUUCCAAUCUCAGAGCUCUUUCUCCAAGAUCUUUUUCUGAGUGGAGAUGCAUAGCAUCUUCUGUUCUUGGCCUACGCUCUGAAGAGUACAAGAUUAGGACCUCAGCUACGUUAAAUGGGGAUUAAUGUGUUCUGAAACAGAAAACUGAAAGAGAUAACAGAUGGCCUGAUCUGGAAUUUCCUUCCUUCCUUCCUUCAUUUGAGCUGCCUAAGAAAACGAGUUUGUUAACGAAGGGAAGUACUUUUCAUACACCUCAAGACAGGAUUGUUUGGAUUCACCCAUCACGCUAAACCAUAGUUUGCUUUAAUAGGGGUUUGUUGCAAGGCACGGAGAGCCAACUUCACACACGACACUAAAACCAGCUCAAAUAAAACAACACCGUGCUUUCA
This is a messenger RNA of Pantherophis guttatus, 2582 nucleotides long. It is a transcript of the gene NHERF4, whose product is annotated as NHERF family PDZ scaffold protein 4. Gene Ontology annotation, molecular function: protein binding; protein-membrane adaptor activity. The record is from RefSeq and is a predicted model, not a curated record. Gene Ontology annotation, biological process: protein localization to plasma membrane. NCBI's taxonomy places the organism in Eukaryota, Metazoa, Chordata, Lepidosauria, Squamata, Colubridae. Gene Ontology annotation, cellular component: apical plasma membrane.